AUGUCAACCACCGAGACCUUGUUAGACCACAAUCAUUCGGGUGAAACUUCUACUCGUGCGUCAAGCGGUUCGCAACGAUCUACUAGUCCUGUCAUGACGGAGGCUAUGAGUGAGUCUGUGGAUUCUCACGAUGUCUUCAAAUUUGCCGAUUCUAUUUCAUCAACAAUUGCAAACCCUCUAAGGGUUCGACUGCGUGAUUUGUUCGACGAAAACAUCAUAGCAAAGAUAAUUCGAGCCGCAGUUCAGUGUUUGGAGCACAACUCGGGCAACGAUGCUGGAAAAUACCUGCUUCGCGAGGCAGAUUUCUGGACAUGCGGAUUCUUUCCCGGUUCAAUCUACUCUGUUCUUGGGCGCUGGAUCAAGCACCCCGAAAACGGAGGCAAGAGUCUGAAGACGUCGCUUGUUGUAGAGAAGUUGCAUGAGCUCGGUCGAAUCUGGUCUGAGCCAAUUCACCGAAUGUCGUCGAGAAAGGACACACACGACAUGGCUUUCAUCAUUCAGCCAUCUAUGCGGCCAAGGUGGGAGAUCUUCCAUGAUGAAAAAGCUUUGGCCACGAUCAUCACCGCAGCCGAGAGUCUCUACACCCGAUACAGUCCCCGAAUUGGCGCGAUUCGUUCUUGGGAUCAAUUGACGCAGAAAGGAGUCAACAUCACAUCGAUGGACCGAGACUUUUUGGUCAUCAUAGACUCAAUGUGCAACCUGGACCUGCUCUAUUACGCGGCUGCCCACACCGGUCGUCAAGAUCUCUCUGUCGCCGCAACUCGCCAUGCACAUAAGCUCCUGCGCACUCAUCUCCGCCACGAGACUGGGGCGUGGGCCGAGCGAAAAGGUUACUCGGGUCCUCUCUUUAGCACCGUGCACGUUGCAAACUUUGAUCCUAUGACCGGUGAUUUGAAAGAGGUUCGCACGGGACAAGGCUACGCAAGAGAAUCGACAUGGGCGCGCGGUCAAGCCUGGGGAAUCCUGGGCUAUUCACAGACAUUCCGCUGGACGGGCGAUCUCGAGUUUCUCACUGCUGCUUGUGGACUGGCAGAAUAUUUCUUACUGAGAAUGGAGACUUCACCCGGCUGCGUGGAGCGCCAGGUGGCCGGAUCCUCGGAAAUGACCUGUGGACGUUACGUACCCCUUUGGGAUUUCGAUGCUCCCAUCAACGAGGACAACCCGCUUCGGGACUCCUCUGCGGGUGUCAUCGCAGCAAAUGGCAUGUUGGUGCUGGCGCAGUGUCUUCUGUCGCGUGCACAGUACGCUCUCGGUCAACGUUAUCUCGAUGCGGCUGUGAUGAUCGUUGAGGAUAUCCUGGCUUUUUCUCUUGCCGAGGAAAAGGCACGUCUGGUAAUUAACGGUGCACAGAUCUCUGUUGAGAACAUUCGGCCUGAUGCAAACUUUGAUGCCAUUUUGAAGAAUGCUACCGCGAACUUUAACGCUGCGGAUCAUCGCCGGUACUGGGAUCAUGGUUUGGUCUACGGAGAUUACUAUCUGAUUGAGUUUGGAAACCGUUUGUUAGAGAUGGGGCUGGUGUGA
This is a messenger RNA of Penicillium oxalicum, 1521 nucleotides long. Its product is annotated as glycoside hydrolase family 88 protein. Gene Ontology annotation, molecular function: chondroitin hydrolase activity. The transcript has 2 exons. Gene Ontology annotation, biological process: polysaccharide catabolic process. Lineage: Eukaryota; Fungi; Ascomycota; Eurotiomycetes; Eurotiales; Aspergillaceae. Bases 1 to 1521 code for a protein of 506 amino acids. The record is from RefSeq and is a predicted model, not a curated record.